Messenger RNA from Coregonus sp. 'balchen', 23640 nucleotides. Lineage: Eukaryota; Metazoa; Chordata; Actinopteri; Salmoniformes; Salmonidae. The record is from the annotation of a GenBank genome assembly.
AUGCAGUACGUCAUCCUCACGUACAUGAAGCACCUUGGCGUGAAAGUCAAAGAACCACGCGGCCUUGAGUCCAAAUGGGUCCGCAUCAACUUCCUCCCCAAGAUCAAGGUACGAGCCUACCCUCCGCUAACCCAGCUCGGUUAUUAACUGUCACCUCAACUAUAUCUCUCUUACUGACUGAUGAUGUGAUGUCUGUGAUCAACAGAAGAGCAUCAAGACCGAGAAGGAGGGAGGGGAGGAGAAGGUGAAACGAACCAGGUUUCCCAGCAUCCUCGGGCCUCCACGCCGGCCGAGCCGCGUCGACCCCACGUCCGGUGAGUCUGUCUGUGUGUUAUAAAGCAAACUGGCUUUCAUUUUGUCAUUUAAGAUAACCAACAGUGACCAACACUACUAUACUAUAGGUCUCCCAAUUUACUGAACCCCUGGAGAGGCACUUUGUAUUGGUAGAUGGUCAUCAUCACCCACAUUUCAAAACAAAUCAUCUUGUUACUAUGGAGAAAAGGAGGGACCGACAGGAAAGGAAAUUGAUCCUAUAGUAUUGACUCCUGCUACCUCUUUGUGUGUCUUUGUGUCUGUCUGUCUCUAUGUGUGCUGCCUACCUGUGUCUCUGACUGAUUGUGUGCCUGUCUGUCUGUGUGAGCAGUCGGCAAGGCCAUGGACCUCAACAAGCCGCGGCCACAGAAGCAGCUGUCCCAGCCCUGCCUGGGGGCCCUGGAGCACCUGGAGGCGGGUCGCCUGAGGGCCAGUCAGUCCAGCGAGGGCUCAGAUCUCACACAUUCCUCCUCUACCAACGCCACCUCGCCACCCAACAGCACCACCAACAGCCAAGCCUCUGACGGAGGCAGCAGAGACUCUGAGUUUGGUACGACCCUGGACUACCACAUAGUGUACUAGACUCGAGCUAGUACACACCUACUAAACUCUCUAGCUAGCACAAUCCCCACAUACUCAAUUCUAAACCAAGUACCCUAGUCUCUAGACCACAUACUAAAUCAAGCGCAAACAACGCAAGACCAAUUACGCUCCCCAUAGUGUUUGUCUGCGGUGCUCUCCUCUUAAACUAAAUUCCUGAAUCCCGAAUGCACAUUCAGAAAGUAUUCAGACGCAUUGACUUUUUCCACAUUUUGUGACGUUACAGCCUUAUUCUAAAAUGGAUGAAAUAAUGUUUUCAAUCUACACACAAUACCCCAUAAUUCAAAGCGAAAACAGAUUUUUUUUAAAUGUAUUGAAAAUAAAAAACAGAAAAGUAUUCAGACCCGAAAUUGAGCUCAGGUGCGUCCUGUUUCCAUCGAUCAUUCUUGAUGUUUCUACAACUUGGAGUACACCUGUGGUAAAUUAAAUUUAUUGGACAUGAUUUGGAAAGGCACACAACUGUCUAAGGUCCCACAGUUGACAGUGCAUGUCAGAGCAAAAACCAAGCCGUGAGGUCAAAGAAAUUGUCCGUAGAGCUCCGAGACAGGAUUGUGUCGAGGUACAGAUCUGUGGAAGGGUACCAAAACAUUUCUGCAGCAUUGAAGGUCCCCAAUAACACAGUGGCCUCCAUCAUUCUUAAAUGGAAGAAGUUUGGAACCACCAAAACUCUUCCUAGAGCUGGCCGCCCGGCCAAACUGAGUUAUCGGUAGAGAAGAUCCUUGGUCAGGGAGGUGACCAAAAACACGAUGGUCACUCUGACAGAGCUCUAGAGUUCCUCUGUGGAGAUGGGAGAACCUUCCAGAAGAACAACCAUCUCUGCAGCACUCUACCAAUCAGGCCUUUAUGGUAGAGGGGCCAGACGGGAGCCACUCCUCAUUAAAGGCACAUGACAGCCCACUUGGAGUUUGCCAAAAGGACUCAGACCGUGAGAAACAAGAUUCUCUGGUCUGAUGAAACCAAGAUUGAACUCUUUGGCCUGAAUGCCAAGCAUCACGUCUGGAGGAAACCUGGCACCAUCCCUGCGGUGAAGCAUGGUGGUGGCAGCAUCAUACUGUGGGGAUGUUUUUCAGCGGCAUGGACUGGGAGACUAGUCAUGAACGGAGCAAAGUACAGAGAGAUCCUUGAUGAAAACCUGCUCCAGAGCGCUCAGGACCUCAGACUGGGGCUGAGGUUUACCUUCCAACAGGACACCGACCCUAAGCACACAGCCAAGACAACGCAGGAGUGGCUUCGGGACAAGUCUCUGAAUGUCCUUGAGUGGCCCAGCCAGAGCCCGGACUUGAACCAGAUCGAACAUCUCUGGAGAGACCUGAAAAUAGCUGUGCAGCGACGCUCCCCAUCCAACCUGACAGAGCUUGAGAGAAACUCUGCAAAUACAGGUGUGCCAAGCUUGUAGCAUCAUACCCAAGAAGACUUGAGGCUAAAACAAAGUACUGAGGAAAGGGUCUGAAUACUUAUGUAAAUGUGAUAUUUCAGCUUUUUAUUUUUAAUACAUUUGCAAAAGAUUAUAGAAACCUGUUUUUGCUUUGUGAUUAUGGGGUAUUGUGUGUAGAUUGAUGAGGGGGGGAAAAAACAAUUUAAUCCAUUUUAGAAUAAGGCUGUAAUGUAACAAAAUGUGGAAAAGGUCAAGGGGUCUGAAUACUUUCCGAAUGCACUGUAUGUACCAAAAUCGCGAUUAAUUCACCCAUUUUUUGUGAUGACGAUAAAUCAGCGAUAAACUCUGAUUAAAAAAUAAAUUAAAACAUUGGGGGGAGGUGCUGGAUAUGGACAAAAAGUAAUAUCACGAUAAAUGUAACUAUUUUGCUCGAUAAUAACAAAUCAACAAUGUUUUUUUAUUUUUAUGGACAGAUACUUUACAUUAGUGGCAGUUCUUUUUCCAGUGCCAAAUAAAAGAUCUGAAAUGGUAGACAUUUACAUUUACGUCAUUUAGCAGACGCUCUUAUCCAGAGCGACUUACAAAUAGGUGCAUUCACCUUAUAGCCAGUGGGAUAACCACUUUACAAUGUUAUUGUUAUUAUUUUAUUUUUUGGGGGGGUGGGUUGGGGUAAGGGGGGGGUAGAAGGAUUACUUUAUCCUAUCCCAGGUAUUCCUUAAAGAGGUGGGGUUUCAAAUGUCUCCGGAAGGUGGUGAGUGACUCCGCUGUCCUGGCGUCGUGAGGGAGCUUGUUCCACCAUUGGGGUGCCAGUGCAGCGAACAGUUUUGACUGGGCUGAGCGGGAUCUAUGCUUCCGCAGAGGUAGGGGAGCCAGCAGGCCAGAGGUGGAUGAACGCAAUGCCCUCGUUUGGGUGUAGGGACUGAUCAGAGCCUGAAGGUACGGAGGUGCCGUUCCCCUCACAGCUCCAUAGGCAAGCACCAUGGUCUUGUAGCAGAUGCGAGCUUCAACUGGAAGCCAGUGGAGUGUGCGGAGGAGCGGGGUGACGUGAGAGAACUUGGGAAGGUUGAACACCAGACGGGCUGCGGCAUUCUGGAUGAGUUGUAGGGGUUUAAUGGCACAGGCAGGGAGCCCAGCCAACAGCGAGUUGCAGUAAUCCAGACGGGAGAUGACAAGUGCCUGGAUUAGGACCUGUGCCGCUUCCUGUGUAAGGCAGGGUCGUACUCUCCGAAUGUUGUAGAGCAUGAACCUACAGGAUCGGGUCACCGCCUUGAUGUUAGCGGAGAAUAAUAAUAAUAAUAAUAAUAAUAUGCCAUUUAGCAGACGCUUUUAUCCAAAGCGACUUACAGUCAUGCGUGCAUACAUUUUUUUUGUGUAUGGGUGGUCCCGGGGAUCGAACCCACUACCUUGGCGUUACAAGCGCCGUACUCUACCAGCUGAGCUACAGGGUGUUGUCCAGGGUCACGCCUUAUUUGAUCUAACAUAUCCAGGAAAUGCAUGAUUUAUAUUUUGAUGUGCAACCUGUCAAAAUAGGAUCCAGAAUUAUCUGAUUUAUUUUUGGCUCUUCAGAGAAUCUUCUGACAUCUUUGUGCAUAUUGGCCUAUAAGCUACAGUAUAUUAUUCACCACCUGAGGAAGUGGGAAUCAGUAAAUGUAGGCUAAUGUCUGACAAAAACAUUCCAGUGCUAGGCCUAGACUACUUGAUGUAGGCCUAAUCACUGCAAAUGGCGCGCUCUGCUCCACUCCGCACCGCAUCAAAACUUUACUACACUACAGCCUGAUCUGGUUGUAAAGUGGUGCCAUGAACUCUAUAUUAAGAGAAAUACAUAAUAUAUUCACAGGAAAUUAUGACUCCUCUCUGUAACUAGAACAGUAAUUUGCUUUGAAAACUGUAUUUUCCCCGCAAUAGCAUUUUGAGCAACGGUCGUAGUUGUACAGGGUAACUGAUCUCUCUCUGUCUCUCUCCUCUCCUCAGUUGUGACCUCUAACUCUGCCUUCCCCAAACUGAGCGAGGGUCUUGGAGACCUGGACAGUCUACAGAACACUCCAAACACACACUUUGACUACAGCCUGAGCCCCUACAGCCUGGACCAGCUGCAGGAGGAGGACCGGGAGAGCGGGUAAGAUGGAUCCCAAACAGGGGAAAGCAUAGGGCCUAUGGGCCCAGUCAAAAGGAGUGCACUAAAUUGGGAAUAGGGUGGCAUUAGACAUGUUUUAUCUACCCUCUGUAUAUAACAUGCAAUUCCAGUCAGCCCUUGACCUUUUUGUCUUUACCCCUAUUGUGCACAGUUGUUUUAGUAGUUGUUUCAUGCAGGCAGAGUACAUCUUGACGAGUAUGUGGAGCUUUGUCAUUCAGGUGUCGUAGUUAGUAGUAUCCUCUUGUUACAGAAUCCUUGAAGGAACACAUUUACAUUUACAUCAUUUAGCAGACUCUCUUAUCCAGAGCGACUUACAAAUUGGUGCAUUCAAUUUAUGAUAGCCAGUGGGACAACCACCUUUUUUUUUUUAAUGGGGGGUGGGGGAAGAAGGAUUACUUUAUACUAUUCCAGGUAUUCCUUAAAGAGGUAGGGUUUCAAGUGUCUCCGGAAGGUGGUCAGUGACUCCGCUGUCGUGGGGGAGCUUGUUCCACCAUUGGGGUGCCAGAGCAGCGAAUAGCUUUGACUGGGCUGAGCGGGAACUGUGCUUCCGUAGAGGUAGGGGAGCUAGCAGGCCAGAGGUGGAUGAAUGUAGUGCCCUCGUUUGGGUGUAGGGUCUGAUCAGAGCCUGAAGGUAAUGAGGGGCCGUUCCCCUCACAGCUCUGUAGGCAAGCACCAUGGUUUUGUAGUAGAUGUGAGCCUCAACUGGAAGCCAGUGGAGUGUGCAGAGGAGCGGGGUGACAUGAGAGAACUUGGGAAGGUUGAACACCAGACGGGCUGCAGCGUUCUGGAUGAGUUGUAGGGGUUUAAUGGCACAGGCAGGGAGCCCAGCCAACAGCGAGUUGCAGUAAUCCAGACGGGAGAUGACAAGUGCCUGGAUUAGGACCUGUGCCGCUUUCUGUGUAAGGUAGGGUCGUACUCUGCGAAUGUUGUAGAGCAUGAACCUGCAGGAUCGGGUCACCGCUUUGAUGUUAGCGGAGAACGACAGGGUGUUGUCCAAGGUCACGCCAAGGUUCUUUGCACUCUGGGAGGAGGACACAAUGGAGUUGUCAACCGUGAUGGCGAGAUCAUGGAGUGGGCAGUCCUUCCCCGGGAGGAAGAGCAACUCCGUCUUGCCGAGGUUCAGCUUGAGGUGGUGAUCCGACAUCCACACUGAUAUGUCUGCCAGACAUGCAGAGAUGCGAUUCGCCACCUGGUUAACAGAAGGGGGAAAGGAGAAAAUUGUGUGUCAUCUGUGUAGCAAUGAUAGGAUAGACCAUGUGAGGAUAGGACAGAGCCAAGUGACUUGGUGAAUAGAGAGAAUAGGAGAGGGCCUAGAACUGAGCCCUGGGGGACACCAGUGGUGAGGAGACAGAUUCUUGCCACGCGACCUGUCAGGUAGGACGCAAUCCAAGAGUGAGCAGCGCCGGAGAUGCCCAACUCGGAGAGGGUGGAGAUGAGGACCUGAUGGUUCACAGUAUCAAAGGCAGCGGAUAGGUCUAGAAGGAUAAGAGCAGAGGAGAGAGAGUUAGCUUUAGCAGUGUGGAGAGCCUCCGUGACACAGAGAAGAGCAGUCUCAGUUGAAUGACCAGUCUUGAAACCUGACUGGUUUGGAUCAAGAAGGUAAUUCUGAGAGAGAUAGCAGGAGAGUUGGCUAGAGACGGCACGCUCAAUAGUUUUGGAGAGAAAAGAAAGAAGGGAUACAGGUCUGUAGUUGUUGACAUCGGAGGGAUCGAGUGUAGGUUUUUUGAGGAGGGGUACAACUCUCGCUCUCUUGAAGACGGAAGGGACAUGGCCAGCGGUCAAGGAUGAGUUGAUGAGCGAGGUGAGGUAAGGGAGAAGGUCUCCGGAAAUGGUCUGGAGAAGAGAGGAGGGGAUAGGGUCAAGCGGGCAGGUUGUUGGGCGGCCGGCCGUCACAAGUCGCAAGAUUUCAUCUGGAGAGAGAGGGGAGAAAGAAGUCAAAGCAUAGGGUAGGGCAGUGUGAGCAGGACCAAUGGUGUCAUUUGACUUAAUAAAUGAGGAUCGGAUGUCGUCAACCUUCUUUUCAAAAUGGUUGACGAUGUCAUCCACAGAGAGGGAGGAGGAGGAGGAGGAGGAGGAUUCAGCAGGGAGGAGAAGGUGGCAAAGAGCUUCCUAGGGUUAGAGGCAGAGGCUUGAAAUUUAGAGUGGUAGAAAGUGGCUUUAGCAGCGGAAACAGAGGAAGAGAAUGUAGAGAGGAGGGAGUGAAAAGAUGACAGGUCCGCAGGGAGUCGAGUUUUCCUCCAUUUCUGCUUGGCUGCCCAGAGCCCUCUUCUGUGAGCUCGCAAUGAGUUGUCAAGCCACGGAGCAGGAGGGGAGGACCGAGCCGGCCGGGAGGAUAGGGGACAUAGAGAGUCAAAAUAUGCAGAAAGGGAGGAGAGGAGGGUUGAGGAGGCAGAAUCAGGAGAUUGGAAGGAGAAGGAUUUAGCACAGGGAAGAGAUGAUAGGAUGGAAGAGGAGAGAGUAGCGGGAGAGAGAGAGCGAAGGUUGCGACGGCACAUUUCCAUCUGAGUAGGGGCAGAGUGAGUAGUGUUGGAGGAGAGCGAGAGAGAAAAGGAUACAAAGUAGUGGUCUGAGAUUUGGAGGGGAGUUGCAGUGAGAUUAGUAGAAGAACAGCAUCUAGUAAAGACGAGGUCAAGUGUAUUGCCUGCCUUGUGAGUAGGGGGGGACGGUGAGAGGGUGAGGUCAAAAGAGGAAAGGAGUGGAAAGAAGGAGGCAGAGAGAAAUGAGUCAAAAGCAGACGAAGGGAGGUUAAUGUCACCCAGAACUGGGAAGGGUGAGCCAUCCUCAGGAAAGGAACUUAUCAAGGCGUCAAGCUCAUUGAUGAACUCUCCAAGGGAACCUGGAGGGCGAUAAAUGACAAGGAUGUUAAGCUUGAAUGGGCUAGUGACUGUGACAGCAUGGAAUUCAAAUGAGGAGAUAGACAGAUGGGUCAGGGGGGAAAGAGAGAAUGUCCACUUGGGAGAGAUGAGGAUUCCUGUGCCACCGCCGCGCUGACCAGAUGCUCUCGGGAUAUGCGAGAACACAUGGUCAGACGAGGAAAGAGCAGUAGGAGUAGCAGUGUUUUCUGUGGUAAUCCAUGUUUCCGUCAGCGCCAAGAAGUCGAGGGACUGGAGGGUAGCAUAGGCUGAGAUGAACUCUGCCUUGUUGGCCGCUGAACGGCACUUUCAGAGGCUGCUGGAGACCUGGAACUCCACGUGGGUCGUGCGCGCAGGGACCACCAGAUUAGAGUGGCAGCAGCCACGCGGUGUGAAGCGUUUGUAUGGCCUGUGCAGAGAGGAGAGAACAGGGAUAGACAGACACAUAGUUGAAAGGCUACAAUAAUGCAAAGGAGAUCGGAAUGAAAUUAACUAAACAUCUGGGAAAGCGAGAGAGCGGGGCCUCCCUCAAUUACGUUUCACUGAAACACUCAAAUAAAACUCUCCCAACAUCCACUUUAGAAAUUAUAAUUGUUGUAAACUACAGCGGUUCAAUGUUUUCUAGGAAUAUACUCUAACUUAGUUUAUUCAGCUAGCUAACUUGGUACAGUAUUCUUCCGUGAAAACCGUCCAGGGCACCGAAUCCUAUGACGCCAUAGCCAACUAGCAUGCCAGGCUCCAAUAACACGGUUUAGCACCAAUACCCGGUUACAACAAACCACCAGUGUGUUAACACGCCAAACAGAUCAUUUGUGUCCGCGUCUAACAUUGUGACACCCAAGGUUAUCAGAAGGUGAGUAUUUUCUGUCCUAUUUUUUGACUUGGCCUGCUACUAUUUCUGAUAAAGGCAAUGGUCAGAUAGUUUAUUUGAGUUUUUAGUCAGUGUCUUAAACCUCUUCGGUCCAAUUGUGGACUACCUUUAUCAGAAGUGCUGUAGGCUAGCUAUGGUUAGAAACAGUAUGAGUUUUUAGAUAUUUCUUAACAUCUUCUGUUAUAUUUUGUGACUGCAUUUAUCUUAGUCAGAUAGUGUAUUUAAGGUUGUAACCAGCGUCUAACUGCUGCUGCCUAUCUCCCAGGUUGGAUGGCCUUGGCUCUACAGAGGUGCAGAGUGAAGACGACCAAGGAGGAACGGACUCUGAGCACGACCCCCUCAACUGGCAGCAGCUAGUGGGACGAGAGGUCCUGGCCGGACUCAGGCCCCACGAGAUCAAGAGACAGGAAGUCAUUAACGGUAGCUUCCUGUUCGAACUGUAACCCAGUCACCAUAAUAGAAAUAAAUAGGGCCUGUUACCCAACCAGGAAAAACUCUGGACCCUAGUGAUUGGUUUUGCAUGAUUAGGAAAAACCCAGGGCCCUAAUGCUGUAUGUCUGUUCACUCUUUUAGUAGGUCGUUUAUUGUUCAAAAGGAAUAAUCACUGUGUAAACCCCUUACACUCGUGGGAAUUGGCCUACAGUGGGGGAAAAAAGUAUUUAGUCAGCCACCAAUUGUGCAAGUUCUCCCACUUAAAAAGAUGAGAGAGGCCUGUAAUUUUCAUCAUAGGUACACGUCAAUUAUGACAGACAAAUUGAGAGAGAAAAAAUCCAGAAAAUCACAUUGUAGGAUUUUUUAUGAAUUUAUUUGCAAAUUAUGGUGGAAAAUAAGUAUUUGGUCACCUACAAACAAGCAAGAUUUCUGGCUCUCACAGACCUGUAACUUCUUCUUUAAGAGGCUCCUCUGUCCUCCACUCGUUACCUGUAUUAAUGGCACCUGUUUGAACUUGUUAUCAGUAUAAAAGACACCUGUCCACAACCUCAAACAGUCACACUCCAAACUCCACUAUGGCCAAGACCAAAGAGCUGUCAAAGGACACCAGAAACAAAAUUGUAGACCUGCACCAGGCUGGGAAGACUGAAUCUGCAAUAGGUAAGCAGCUUGGUUUGAAGAAAUCAACUGUGGGAGCAAUUAUUAUGAAAUGGAAGACAUACAAGACCACUGAUAAUCUCCCUCGAUCUGGGGCUCCACGCAAGAUCUCACCCCGUGGGGUCAAAAUGAUCACAAGAACGAUGAGCAAAAAUCCCAGAACCACACGGGGGGACCUAGUGAAUAACCUGCAGAGAGCUGGGACCAAAGUAACAAAGCCUACCAUCAGUAACACACUACGCCGCCAGGGACUCAAAUCCUGCAGUGCCAGACGUGUCCCCCUGCUUAAGCCAGUACAUGUCCAGGCCCGUCUGAAGUUUGCUAGAGUGCAUUUGGAUGAUCCAGAAGAGGAUUGGGAGAAUGUCAUAUGGUCAGAUGAAACCAAAAUAUAACUUUUUGGUAAAAACUCAACUCGUCGUGUUUGGAGGACAAAGAAUGCUGAGUUGCAUCCAAAGAACACCAUACCUACUGUGAAGCGUGGGGGUGGAAACAUCAUGCUUUGGGGCUGUUUUUCUGCAAAGGGACCAGGACGACUGAUCCGUGUAAAGGAAAUAAUGAAUGGGGCCAUGUAUUGUGAGAUUUUGAGUGAAAACCUCCUUCCAUCAGCAAGGGCAUUGAAGAUGAAUCGUGGCUGGGUCUUUCAGCAUGACAAUGAUCCCAAACACACCGCCCGGGCAACGAAAGAGUGGCCUAGCCAGUCUCCAGAUCUCAAACCCAUAGAAAAUCUUUGGAGGGAGUUGAAAGUCCGUGUUGCCCAGCGACAGCCCCAAAACAUCACUGCUCUAUAGGAGAUCUGCAUGGAGGAAUGGGCCAAUAUACCAGCAACAGUGUGUGAAAACCUUGUGAAGACUUACAGAAAACGUUUGACCUGUGUCAUUGCCAACAAAGGGUAUAUAACAAAGUAUUGAGAAACUUUUGUUAUUGACCAAAUACUUAUUUUCCACCAUAAUUUGCAAAUAAAUUCAUAAAAAAUCCUACAAUGUGAUUUUCUGGAGAAAAAAAAUCUCAUUUUGUCUGUCAUAGUUGACGUGUACCUAUGAUGAAAAUUACAGGCCUCUCUCAUCUUUUUAAGUGGGAGAACUUGCACAAUUGAUGGCUGACUAAAUACUUUUUUUCCCCACUGUAUAUGGAUAGGGCUUAAUUGAAAUGUUUCUUACAGAAGAAAUAUGGAAAUGCAUAACCAUGGUAGCUAUCAAAAGGGAACAGUUUGGAGAUUAUGGAAAAAUUAUUAGACAAAAUGUGAGGACAAAACAGAUAAUCUGACACAAGACUGAAUCCAAACGUUACACUGUUGAUGUUAUGUGAAUUUGACAUUUACUGUACUUUUCGCUGCAUCUUGUUGAUAAUUAAAUCUGAAAAUAAUCUGGAUACAGUCAGUAACAUAAGAAUAUUCAUGAAAACAUUUGGGCUAGGUUCAACAUAAGACGAAAAAAUGACAAGUGAGAGGUCUAACUGGUGUCUCCAAGUGGCCACACACCUCUCCGAAGUGUGAACAGGUCCUAUGUCAUUUCAACUCAAUGAAUAGUCUUCAACUAUAAGGUGCUAUUCUGAGCUCUCCUAGCUGUGCCAUUGAGGAACUAGAGUAAGCAGAUUUGUAGCUGUUUUCUUUAGAACACAGCCCUGCAUCCCCGCCUUAACAUAAUUACUGUUGUUUACUCAUUCCAAAAACGGUCCAUUAGAAAUCGCAAUCUGGUCAGGUGGGCAUCAUUUGAAAGCAUGUUCUAUUGCCAACAUGGCUAGCUAAGUUACAACAUACGAUCUUACAGUGUUAGGCUUUCACGAGGCAAUUCAGAGAAGCGGAUCGUCAUUUUGUUGCGCAUAGAAUAGUGUAUUCAGAUGCGUUUUCCCCGUCCAAAUUUCUUCACAAUACAACAUAGGCUCAUUCUGUUCAGAACAACCCAGGGUAUAACGCCAUGUCAUCGUGUAACUACAUCAAGCAUAGUGAUCAUAAACGUUGGUAAAUUAGUUUUAUAUUAUGGAAAUAUGAAGUGCACAUUUGGACUAACGUGUGUUUUGGCUUGCUUGUAUGACAUCAAAGUGGUAUUUAUUAUAAUCCUCAACAUCUCAUCUUUCAAAAUACAUCAAGUCCUCUUUAUUUCCAAUAUUUCCCUCACUCUGACAACAAAAAAUGUGCUAAAGUUUCCCAAUUAGCGGGAGGGAUGGCGGCAACUUGUUGUCGCGAUCGGCGUUCAAGUGCAGAACCGCUGUCAGUAAAAACCAAUACUGCGCUGUGAAGCAGAGACCUUGAGCCCUGAAGUCCUGAAGAGCAUGUUACUGUACAGCCACUGCGUUCCAAUUUAGCCACUUAUCAGUGUCCAAAUCUGCUCUUUUUAACCCGUAUACGGGUACGAGUGUAAGGAGUUAAGAGUGCAAUGAACAGUGUAGGUGGUAACCACGGCAAACUCAAUCAAACAAACUUUUUUCGUAUAUCACUUUUACAAAUGCAUCUUUCCUAGUAGGAACCUGGGCCAAAACCCCCAAAGAACAAGCUGAAAUAACCGUUCUCAUUAUCACUCUUUAUCGCUUAUUUAUGGUUGCCUAAUGUAGUCAUUUAUCAGUCUGCAAUAGUGAUGAGAGCUGUCUGCCUGUGUCUACAGAGCUGUUCUACACUGAGAGGGCCCACCUGCGGAUGCUCAAGGUGCUGGACAACAUCUUCUACCAGAAGCUCACCAGAGAGGCCAUACUGCCUCCUGCCGACGUCAAGACCAUCUUCACCAACCUGGAGGACAUUGUUCAACUGCAUGGUACUUGCACGCAUGGACAUAAGCGCACACACACACAAACAGGCAUGUACAUGCACAACCACAAGCAUGUACACACACGCACACAUACACACCCCCUUCCCCCCCACACACACACACACACACACACACACACAAUGUCAGAAUGACCCUCUUACAUUCCCUUUCAUUUUGAAUUUCAGUUUUGAUAUCUGAGCAAAUGGCAACAAUUCGGAAAAGGAAUGAGACAUCCGUAAUCGACCAAAUAGGAGACGACUUGCUGUCCUGGGUGAGUACAGCUAUUUUCUUUUUAUUUUGAAGCCUUUUCCCCAACGGAAUAUGAUUUAUGUAAUAAUUGUGUUGUUGGAGAGAAGUCUUUCUUUCAUUCUCACAAUCCACAAAAGCUGUGCUGUUGCCUGAAAUUGCUUUUCACAGCGGCAUAAACAUCCACCUUUUUUUAUGGGAUUGCUUAUCUUUUUAAUUGGCAAUGAGCUGGAGGGUAUAGAUGGUUGCUGUGUUUUGAGGAAUGGAAGUACAAUUGUGAAAUGAUAGUGUGGCACAGAUGGACUGGCGGAACCCAUCCACUAACCUGGUCCCAGAUCUAUACGUGCUUUAUCAAACCCCUCUGUCUAUACAUGUAUAAUAACAAUUCAUUGGAUUUUAUAUAGCGCUUUUCCAAGUGCUUACAUAGAAUGCGGAAACUCACUUUAUCCACCGCCAAUGUGAAGCACCCACUCAGGUGAUGCACGGCAACCAUUUUUGCCAGAACGCUCACCACACAUCAGCUAUCACGGCGGAGACAACCAUGAUAACCAAAAUAUAGCUAUGACAGAAUCAUAACAACUAUGAUAGUCGGAGGGAAUUGGCCCCCCCCCCUCGAUCUGGCACACUGUGCCACCACACACACGCAAGGACCAGGGGGUUGGCUUGGCGACAGGGAGUUGCCAUGGUGACUGACCCCAAUUCGCCUGGCUCGCCUGUGUUUUCCAGUUCAGCGGGGGCGAGGAGGAGAAGAUCAAGCAGGCGGUGGGCACGUUCUGCAGCAACCAGCCCUUUGCUCUGGAGCUCAUCAAGAGCAGGCAGAAGAAGGACUCGCGCUUCACCUCCUUCAUGCAGGUAAGUGGAGGAAUGGAGGAGAGAGGAGGAGGAGAGCGUAAGGACUGGAGUGCACACAUGGGCUAUUGGGCACUCCCUGUUACUUGAGGUUUAGGUCCGGUAUUUGACUGUGUAAUCAACUUCUGCAGACUGUACAGUACAUUGUAUAUGACAGGGUAUGGGAUGUUUGAGGGAAGUACGUGUAGUUCAAUGAUAGCAUUUGAAAAUGAUUUGUUCAUUUUAAGUUAAGUUCAAAUUCAUUUUAAGUAAAUGAAACAUUAAAAAAAGUUGUAGAAAGUAACCAUUCACGAUGUAGGUCUGUCAAAGCUACAGUCACUAGUGGGCGAAGUAUAUACAUGAACGAAAAGGAUGCAUCGUCCCUGUUUUGUUGCUCCUAACUCCACUGUGCGUUUGCAGGAGGCUGAGAGUAACCGACUGUGUCGAAGACUCCAACUGAAGGACAUCAUUCCUGUGGAGAUGCAGAGGCUCACCAAGUACCCUCUCCUACUGGAGAACAUCGCCAAGUACACAGGUGGGCCACACACACUCCUAUACCUCUUUCACUCUACUAAGCCAAGCUGUACUGUACUGGGCUGGCUACACACCCACCAUAGUUGCUGGAACCGUGCUAGUUCAAUAAUGUAAAAAGGUGACUAGACUCUGUGACAAUGAGGUGAUGGCACUGGGCUCGAAGCAGACCAGGCCAUCACAGUGAUGCAGGGCAGCGCGCUUACAGCAGUGUUAAUGAUAGCAGUGUCCUUCUGCUGUGGUGCCCCAGUGACCACCCUCUCUCUCUCUCUCUGUGUGUGUGUCAGUGCGUCUGUGUGUGUGUGUGUGUGGGCCUGUGUAUGCACGCCUGUGUGUGAGGAGCUGCCAGCCCGGCUCAUCACUGUGUAUACAAUGGUAAUGGAUACAUGCACAUCAUGUCUAAAGUAGGGUAUUUUCAGUGACCCGGGCGAGCUGGCAUCGCGUCAGCCAUGAACAAAUUACAGCUGUGCUCUCGGUUAAACUGAGAUGAUUAUUUUGGCAUUUUCCAAAGCCUGUAAUGCACAUUUUGGGAGAUGUUCUCGCAUUAUUUGGGUCCCAUCAUUUUUUAUCUAGGCUCUGGUUUAGUUCUCCCUCGCGGAAAUAAAAUGCACUAAAAAUAAAGUAAAACCAGCUAUUAAGGAAUGUUAAUGUGCUCUACUUGGUCUUAAUUUCCGAGGAUGAUCAGCUGCUAAUCGGUGCAGGACAAUAUCAAUUUGCUGGGCAGUACCCCACAGAGGCAGUUUCUUCUGUUUUUCUCCACAAAAUCUACAUCCCCAUUUCUCUCUCUCUCUCUCUCUCUCAUAAUUUCAUUUCAGAUGACACCGUGGAGAAAGAAAAGGUAAAGAAGGCGGGCGACUGCUGCAGGAAGAUUCUCAACCACGUCAACCAAGCUGUGAAGGAGUCUGAAAACAAACAGGUAGGUGUGAUUUUAGCGUCAUCUGGGAACGGCGGGUACGGUCCCCUGCUCUGCCUAGAAGGCUUCUCAGCCACUCGGAAAUCUGUCCUCUCUUUUCUCCCACUGUUCCUCUUAGAGCAAACAGUGAUGAUGGCAGGUGAUUGAUUGCAGGGAGAAUAUGGGGUUUGUGUCUCUUGGUUAGAGUGUAAUCCUGUCUGUAGCAGCAGCUUACGGCAGUUUUUCUGUGCCUCUCUCGCUUUCUUUCUCUCUUUCUCCCUCUUUCUUUCUCCCUCUUUCUUUCUUUCUCUCUCUCCCUCUUUCUCCCUCUCUCUCUCUUUCUCCCUCUUUCUCCCUCUCUCUCUCUUUCUUUCCACAGAGGCUGGAGGACUACCAGAGGAGGCUAGACCUCUCGUCUCUGAAACAGACGGAGAACCCCAUGAUUUCAGAGCUCAAGGUGAGGCGAUCGAUAAAGCGUUUCUCAAAAAGACUUAUCACAAUGCUGCUCUUUUAGUCUGCAGUCUACCCACAAUUGACUUGAAGCAACAUUUUAGUUUGUUUUGGUUUCUGCGGUGGAGCCACUGCAGUUUUUGUUUAAAUGUCAGCUGAUAGUGCUCGAAAUUGGACUAGGUCAUGCAGCUCCAUUCUUUGGGGUGGAAGAGUACCUGUUUCCAAAGUGAAAGCUAAUAGGGAUCUGACUAAACAAAUAAACGCAGCUAAUCUGACCUUAACUCCCUCUACACUCAGAACCUGGACCUGACCAAGAAGAAGAUGGUCCACGAGGGACCACUGUCAUGGAAGGUCAACAAGGACAAGACUAUUGGUACGCUUUCGCCUUUAUAAGGCGUUUAUGUGGAUAAGUAGGGCCAGGAAGAUUUUCCUGACCAAUGUGAUCCAACCAGGGAAAACUCUUGGCCCUAGUUGUAGACUACAACUGCAAUCUGAGCCCGAACUAAUUCCAUGUCAGGUCAUGUGGUCAGGAAAAACUCCUGGCCCCUAAGACAAACCAUAUGAUGUAAUGGGAGAAAUCAUAAAAGAGACACGAUUGUUGCCUAAUGACAUAUAAUACUAAUAUAACUGCGAUGUCUAUGUCCAAGUGUUCUAUGUAAUUCUGUGGUUAAAUCCCUCUUCUUCUGGACUCAGAGCUGUACACCUUGCUCCUGGAGGACAUUUUGGUACUGCUGCAGAAGCAAGACGAGCGCCUCAUCCUCAAGUGCCACAGCAAAAACCUGUCGGGCACCGCUGACACAAAGCACAUCUUCAGCCCCAUCAUCAAGCUCAACGCGGUGCUGGUGCGCUCUGUGGCCACAGGUAAGUUACCAUAGAGAUACAGUCAUACCAUUAGUUUCCCUGACCAAGAUGGCCGCCCUGUAGUCAUGCUACCUGGAAUGCCAAUGUCCAUUCUAGUGUUCUAUUAAAAUCUGUUUGAGUUAGAUCCAACCUUGUUAACACAAUGACUCCCAGCUCAAAUGACACCCUAUCCCCCAACACGACUCCAACACCAUCAUUAAGUUUGCAGAUGACACAAAAAGUGGUAGGCCUGAUCACCGACAACGACAAGACAGCCUAUAGGGAGGAGGUCAGAGACCUGGCCGUGUGUUGCCAGGAUAACAACCUCUCCCUCAACGUGAUCAAGACAAAGGAGAUGAUUGUGGACUACAGGUAAAAAAAGAGGACUGAACACGCCCCCAUGCUCAUCGACGGGGCUGUAGUGGACCAGGUUGAGAGCUUCAAGUUCCUUGGUGUCCACAUCACCAACGAACUAUCAUGGUCCAAACACACCAAGACAGUCGUGAAGAGGGCACGACAAAGCCUAUUCCCCCUCAGGAGACUGAAAAGAUUUGGCAUGGGUCCUCGGAUCCUCAAAAGGUUCUACAGCUGCACCAUUGAGAGCAUCCUGACUGGUUGCAUCACUGCCUGGUAUGGCAACUGCUUGGCCUCCGACCGCAAGGCACUACAGAGGGUAGUGCGUACGGCCCAGUACAUCACUUGGGGCCAAGCUUACUGCCAUCCAGGACCUCUAUACCAGGCGGUGUCAGAGGAAGGCCCUAAAAAUUGUCAAAGACUCCAGCCACCCUAGUCAUAGACUGUUCUCUCUGCUACCGCACCGCAAGCAGUACCGGAGCGCCAAGUCUAGGUCCAAAAGGCUUCUUAAUAGCUUCUACCCCCAAGCCAUAAGACUCCUGAACAUCCCCGCUGCUGCUACUCUCUGUUUAUUAUCUAUGCAUAUUCACUUUAAUAACUCUACCUAUAUGUACAUAUUACCUCAAUAACAUCGACUAACAGGUACCCCCACACAUUGACUCUGUGCCAGGUACCCCCUGUAUAUAGCCUCGUUACUGUUAUUUUACUAUUGUUAUUUUACUGCUGCUCUUUAAUUAUUUGUUACUUUUAUUUCUUAUAUUUAUUUAGGGUAUUAUUUCUUAAAACUGCAUUGUUGGUUAAGGGCUUGUAAGUAAGCUUUUCACUGUAAGGUCUACCUGUUGUAUUCGGUGCAUGUAACAAAUAAAAUUUAGAUUUAUUGACCAGAGCCCUAUGUUGGCAGCCCUAUGUGACUGUGGUCAAAAGUAGUGUACUAUAUGGGGAAUAGGGUGGUAUUUGACACACAACCAGGAGUCUGACCCUGUUUUCCUGCUAUUCCCUCUCCCAACAGACAACAAGUCGUUCUUUGUUCUCUCAAUGUCGGACAACGGGGCCCAGAUCUACGAGCUGAUGGCCCAGACCGUAUCAGAGCAGAGAAUGUGAGUCCUCCUGACACUGUGGUUUAGUCAUUAUAGCCUCUACUUAAAAAUCCCAUUUAAGUUUUGCUUAAUUCACUGGAGUUGGUAGAAGUUGCCCCUAACCACUGAAACAGGGUCAGAUGUUAUCUGGUCCUAGGUCUGAGGUAAGGGACACCUUCUAUCCACAGUCUACUCACCUCUGUCUUGUCUGUGUGUUGUCAUCCUCCCUCCACCAGGUGGCAGCGGCAGAUCACCCAGAGAGCGGACGCCAUGAAAGUGAAGCCGCACAGCAUCAUCCACUUACCUCAAACGGAGUACGUGCUUCCUCUCAGUAUAAAACUUAUUUGGUGUCUUUUUGGUUUUGUUCAUCAGCAAAUGUAUUUUAUGAUGACCAUGACCUUGCUUCUCCUGAUACUGACUUUGUUCUCUCCUACCGUGUCAGUGGAGAGAGAGACGGUGUGGAGAUCAUCACUGCAGGCGUAGCCCGACUCAGUAAGGACCCGGACCGCAUCUCCUCUGGAAGCAGCCAGUCUAUAGGUAUCUAAACUAGCACCCCAUCGCUCCAUGUUCCCCCGUCUAUAGUGAUCAGUGUAUUUGAGAACUUCUUCAGUAGCAGUUAGUGACAUUGCGUAAUGUGCAGUGGAGGCUGAUAUCACUUUAAAACCGAGGACAGGCUUAUUUCAAUGGCUGGAAUGGAAUGUAUGAAAUGGAGUCGAUGUUUUUGAUACCUUUCCAUAUAUUCCAUUCCAGCUAUUACAUUCCACCCUCCACCAGCCUCCACUGGUAACAUGUUCCAGUAGUAUCCAUCUAGAUUGACUGAAUGCAGGUCAAGGUGUCCUUGUUCUCUCCCCAGAUAAAGAGUGCAGCGCUGCCCCUUGUUGCGUGAUGCAGACCCCUCUCCCAGAUGCCAACCUCUUUGUAGGACUCAAGGCCGAGGAGGAGCCCAGUCGGGAAGAGGGGCUUUAUGGGGACCCGGAUCGUGCAAAUAGUCUCCCCUUCCGCAUGGCCGUAGACGGGCUCAGCGAAUCGGACGGGCUGGGCUUCAGUACUUCUAGAGCUGACGAUGCCUUAAAGACAUGUGAGUGAAAGGACAUCUGCCUCAAUCGCCAAGGUCUCAAGUCUGGAGUGUGAUAUUUAGGGAGUCAAGACUUUUCUGACCAGGAAAAACUCUAGUUAGAGUUAUAUGAACCUUGUCAGGUCGGUUGGUCAGGGAUAGCUCUCUGCCCUAAACAUACAUUACAUAUAUCGAUUUUAUGUGGUGGAGAAUCAAUUCAUCUAAAAUCACACACGGACACUCCUCCAUUGGUCUAACCGUAUCUGUCUCCUCUAGUGUCGGCGCUGAAGCAGGUCCUGGUGACCCAGCUGAUGUCGCAGGAGGAGUGUGAGCGUGCUGGGCGCACCUCCUCGGGGGGUGGGCCGUCUUCUCAGGACCACGUCCCUGAGGACCCCCGUGGACAGCCGUGCCCGGGUGGCGGUGCAGAACGGCUCAGGGAGGUGCACCCAGGCCAGCCACCCCGAGGACCCGGCUCAGGACCUGGUGUCUGGGGACACGGGCUUCUUUGAGUCCCCUGAGGAUUAUGGUGAGCUUGCAGUCGUGUGUGUGUUUGUGUGUGUGUGAGAGAGAGAGAUCAGUGUUUUUUAUCCUGGUCUUGGGGACCCAUGGGGGUGCACAUUUUUGUUCUAGCUCAGCACCAACACACCUGAUUCAACCAACCAAUCUCCCAAUCCUUGCGUUGAAUAAGGAGAGUGUUAGUGCUGGAGAAGAACAAAAAUGUGCACCCCGGUCACCUUUAGGUUUCCCAGUAUUAAAGAACCCUGUGCUAGAUAACUUCCAGUGCGUAGGUGUGCUGAACAGCAGGGACUCAGCUUGGUCGUGUUCAUUAGGGCACCUCGUAGCAAAACAUUUUGCGACGAAAAACAAAAACGAGAAUUUUCUUUCUAUGGACAAGUUCAGGUAGUCCCUCGCUGUUUCAAUCCGUUUUCAUCCCUUUGGUGCCUAAUAAGUUGGGACCUGUUUUUGCGUCUCCCAGCAGGGUACCUGGUCCUGGAGGGCUACGGAGGCUUGGGGGAGAGCAGCACGGACGACGACCUCCAGUCCACGGGGAAGCAGCUGAGCGCCUCACGGGGCUGCGGGGCAGGAGACUCUGGGAUCAGCCUGAGGUUUUCCUCCGCCUCACAGGCAGGUAGCAUCUGCAGCUUCAGCCGACAGGUCCUGUCCCACCUCCGCAACCUGCAGACCAACCUCAACCACCUCAAGGUAUGCACACGUUGGUGGUGGGUGGGUGGGUUGGCUGGUUUGUGAAUCACUGACUCACUGGUUGGUUGGUUGGUUGGGUGGUUAUUUGGUUGACUGACUGACUGGUUGGUUGAUUGGUUGACUGACUGGUUGAUUGGUUGACUGACUGACUGGUUGAUUUGCUUAUUGAAUAGUUGGUUGGUUGGUUGACUAACUUGGGUGGGUGACUGGUUGGUUGGUUGGUUGGUUGACUGGUUGACUGACUGACUGGUUGGUUGGUUGACUGGUUGACUGACUGGUUGGUUGACUGACUGGUUGGUUGACUGACUGCUGGUUGGUUGGUUGGUUGACUGGGUGGUUGACUGACUAGGUGACUGGUUGGUUGACUAGGUGACUGGUUGGUUGACUAGGUGACUGGUUGGUUGACUAGGUGACUGGUUGGUUGACUAGGUGACUGGUUGGUUGACUAGGUGACUGGUUGGUUGACUAGGUGACUGGUUGGUUGACUGACUGACUGACUGACUGACUGUUGGUUGGUUGACUGGGUGGAUGACUGACUAGGUGACUGGUUGGUUGACUAGGUGACUGGUUGGUUGACUGACUGACUGACUGACUGACUGACUGACUGACUGACUGACUGACUGACUGACUGACUGACUGACUGACUGACUGCUGGUUGGUUGGUUGACUGGGUGGAUGACUGACUAGGUGACUGGUUGGUUGCCUACAUGACUGGUUGGUUGACUGACUGACUGACUGACUGACUGACUGACUGCUGGUUGGUUGGUUGAAUGGGUGGGUGACUGACUAGGUGACUGGUUGGUUGCCUACGUGACUGGUUGGUUGACUACGUGACUGGUUGGUUGGUUGACUACGUGAUUGGUUGGUUGGUUGAUUAACCCUCUAGAGUCUAAGCCGGGGGGAUUCUAUGCGAACAUGGAAUUGUUUUAAGAUGGUCAUACCAAGGAUCAUUUGGCUAUUUGAUUUUAAGUUUUAAGACCCCUUAAGGUAUAACCAAAAAGAAGUUAAACAUUGAAUUUGGCGUUCCUGCUAUUGGCCGUUAGAAACGCAUUGAAUAACAGAUUCACUACAUGGAACAACAGGUAGUACAAAACAUCUAAAGGAAGUUUGUUCUGAAGUGUCUGUCCUAUAUCUGAGAGAUAUAAGGAAGAUCAGGAAACUAUUUAAAUGUUUUCUUUUUACAUGUAUUUAUCCCCUUAUUUUAGGCACUAAACUAUCUCCAUAUAUACUUCCAUUCAUUUUUUAAAACUGGUACCGGGGUCCUUCAGCCGAGCCUUGUGAGACUUGUGGGCAUCCUAGAUCAAAAUGGAGAACGCCAUCGUGUUCUCAAUAGAGUGGUCAUAAUAGUUUUUAGACCAAACUGUUCGGACGCUACAGACAUUUUUGUGAGAAGACCGAUUUUCGGGAUGUCUCAUGGUCUAACAAACACCCCUCUAGCUCUGCAGAUGCAGAAGGGCGAUAUCGGCGGAUGCGGUGGAUUGAGAUGCAGCCCAUGAAACAGAUAUCUCUAGCUUAAACAUACAGGUUUUGGUGGAGAUGUUUGUAUUAUGUUAAUUAGAUUCCCACAGGGUAGCGAAAUUGUUAAUUAGGUUAAUUAGUAACGUUGAUUGUACAUUUUACGUUAAUGCGUAUGAAAUCUGAUUGCGGACUGUUCCCUGCUUGUCUGUUUUCUCUCAGGAGGUAGAGGCCAAGUAUCACAGUCUACUACGCCUAAGACCGGCCAGGUCAUCGACAGACGUGGAAGAUAACAAAGGUAAUAUGGCUCUAGUCUUACCGAUUCCUUUUCUCUCUUUCAGUGUUUCAGUAUUUAUUAGAAAACCCAUGAGCAUGUGAGGCGUGACAGCUGAGUUAUUGUUUAUGGUCUGACUGCCCUGGCCCUUUCUGUUAUUAUCUUGUUCCUAGAUAAGAGAUAGCCGCGGAACUCCAAGCCCCUCCCUUCCCAGGCCUCUGCAUCAUGCAGUGAAGAUGGAAGAGUUGAUUUCUGCCUCCCUGCUGUCUUGUUGUUCUGGAUGUCCUCUAUUAGCUUGUCCACUCAACUGCUGAGUACCCCCCUCCUCCCACCGUGGUUCUCCCCGAGAGACUGAGCAUGAGCGAGAGACAGUUGGAGGAAGGGGGGAUUUCUCUGGAUUUCUCCCCCCGCCCCCUCCGUCAGCACAAGGCAAUCAGGGAAGAGGGACUGUCCCGAUUCCACUGCUGCGUGUCCCCACUCCAAUUGCUGUGGGUCGCCCAGUGCCUCCCCUCCCAUUUCUCUCUACUCCUAGUCAUCCCUGCAAAAAAGAGAACUAUACCAAAAUGUACAAAGCUGUGUGUUUAGGAUAUAUAUUAAACACAAAAACAGAAGCGAGAAGAAAAAGGAACAUUUUAAGAUUAUGUAUUAUGUUUUUUUUUAUCUCAAGAUGUAUUUAUUUUAUUUUUUUGUGUUUUCCCAUGUUGCUUGCAUGCUUUUUUGGGCAAUUUCGACCUCCUUUUAGGCUGCUCCACCUGCGUUAGUGCGCACACUAUCCUAUCCUUAAUGAACACAGGAAGAAUAUGAUUGGACUGAGAGGGCAUAGUGGGCAUAGAGUUGCACUUUGUGUGGAGCCCCCAUAGGAUGGUGUUUAAGUCAGGGGCUCUGUCCUGGUCCUCAGUGCAUUUUUACACCUAGCUAAAACUCAUCCCUCCCACUCCUGUUGGUAGUAAUUCCUGGUUUCCCUCUCUGUUCUGUCCAUGCUACUGCUGAUGUGCCAGUGAUCUGAUAAUGUCACAAAGUUCACACAUUUAUAAACUAUCAAGUUGGAAGGUUACGCAUAACUUUAAUUAAAAAAUGCCAUGACACAUUUCUUAACCUAAACACGGUUUAUUCCUUUAGUCCUGUUCUCUUUGCUUAGUUUUAUUCCCAAUAUGGCUUUGUGGUCAGAAAUGGGGAUAGACUUCAAACGUUCUCACCUUCCCUUACUUCUGACCCUGUAGAUAAAUCACUAAAACUAUUUGAUAAACAAGGAGACAAGAUGGGACAGAACGAAACACCAAGUUACUUGGACUGCAGGACGUACUGCCCUGUGGCAGUGGGAGUUUUUUCAGCAGCCAAUUUUCCGCCAAAGUGAGGUAACUAUUGGAGGACAAUGGAGUUAGCCUACUCAUGAAAUGUAACCAUCAUAGUAAAUGUACAGCCCUUUUCACUACAGUUUUGCUCAAUCCUGACCAAUCAGGUAGGUAGUGAACAAAAUAGUGCAGCCUAUGAGUUUGACCAUGUAGGAACAUGUUGCUAAGCUUUUGUUAGGUAACUACAUUUGGUUUGACCCAUUAACAGUAGUUUUAUAUUUCUCAGAUUUCGAAUCCUCUUUUUUUAUUUUUUUUUAUUUACUAUUACAUGGAAUACCAUUACUUAAUUAAUCAAGAACAAGGCUAUCAGGUUGUCCUUGUUCUCCUAUAUGAAGAUGCAGUCACUUGACAUACGCCAGUAGGGGGCAGGCUUUUACCAUCUACCAGAUAGACAGAAGGAGGACCCACCCUGAAACCUGCAAUGACAUCACUUUUCUCUGUCUGAAACAAGGUGUUCUUUUGCUGCUAAAUUUGUAUCUAGUCUAUCAUUGUAUGAUUCAGCUCAAAGUAUCAAAUUAAAGAUUUUCUUCAGGCAUCUGUCUGAAAGCUCAGCUACUGUCUGAAAGGUUGAUAGCUAGAUAUCCCUGAGAGAAAAUGCUAUUGUACCCUGUUACUGCAAAGCAAUGUAAUGUCUGAAGAACUAAAUCUGCUUUGGAGUUUGACUUAUGUAGUUAUCAAGGGUUUUGAGUUAGAUCUAGACUGCCUGACAGUGUGUGCACAUUACUUGAUGAUUUUACAUCUCUUGCUGGAGAGGAAAGACAGAAGCCUCUACAAAGGGUUAACCCCUAAUUACUUCUCCUUUGAGUGACACAUCUCCUGCCUCUGCCUCUCCUCCUGAAGACAUUCUGCACCGAAAUGGAGACCGAGAAGAGAGAGGGAUGGUAAUUGAUUGUCACACUUUCCACAUGCAUCUGUCAAUUACCUAAUUGAAGUUCUAGACAGAGGUGUGCGCUGUCACAUCUGUUUGAGAUAUCGACAAGCCCAUAGUUUUUCUUAUUCUGCCUCUUGGCAUAAUAUUAAGUUAUUGUGCCAAUGUAUAAGAUAUAUCCCUUGUGCCAAAUGUAUAAGAUAAGAUGGAAAUAGGAUCAAUGACUGAUCUAUGAGUAAAGGUGUG